Messenger RNA from Rhodamnia argentea, 1886 nucleotides. RefSeq names its product pentatricopeptide repeat-containing protein At5g43790-like. The transcript has 2 exons. Bases 22 to 1497 code for a protein of 491 amino acids. Gene Ontology annotation, molecular function: RNA binding; protein binding. The record is from RefSeq and is a predicted model, not a curated record. Gene Ontology annotation, biological process: RNA modification. Lineage: Eukaryota; Viridiplantae; Streptophyta; Magnoliopsida; Myrtales; Myrtaceae.
AUCGCAUGCGUCGCCGAGUUCAUGACACCUCCAUUUGCCCAACUUCAGACCCCGAUCGGCCACAUCCUCCACGUCCUGACCGCUCGCUGCGCUGGCCCCAACCACGUCCGCCAAGUCCAGGCCCGCCUCGUCGUCCUAGACCUCAGCUCCAACACCACCCUCGCGUCGCGCUUCAUCAACGUCUGCCACUCCCUCGGCCUCUCGCACCUGGCUCUGCGCUUCUUCGCCCACCUCCCGAGACCCCAUGUCUUCAUCUGCAACACUCUCAUCCGAGCCUUCUCUCUCGCCCGCACCCCUCACGUUCCUUUCUCGGUGUAUGCCCACAUGCGCAAGAACUCCAUCCAUCCCAAUAAUUUCACCUUCCCUUUCCUCCUCAAGUCCCUGGCCGACUCUGGGGAGUUCAGACAGGGGCUCUGCGUGCAUACCCACGUUGUCAAAAUUGGCCAUCUUGAGGAUAUCUUCGUCCGGAAUUCGCUGCUUAAUCUUUACGCGUCCGGAGGUGGUGACAUGGCGCUUUGCCGCCAGAUGUUCGACGAAAUGCCCCACAGAGACGUCGUGUCGUGGACCGUCCUCAUCACUGGGUAUAGGAAGGUUAGGAGGUUCGGUGAUGUCUUGAUGGCGUUCGAGCAGAUGUUGCUGUCCAAGUUAGACCCGAAUCGGGUCACGAUAGUGAAUGUGUGGGCCGCUUGUUCGAGUGUUCGCGAGGCCGGAAUGGGCAUGUGGGUGCAUGAUUUUGUGAGGAGACGAUGUUGGGAAUUGGAUGUGACUUUGGGGACUGCUUUAGUCAAUAUGUACAUGAGAUGUGGGAGAGUUGAUGAGGGAUUGAAAGCUUUCCAUAGCUUAAAGGAGAAGAGUGCUUUGACUUGGAAUAUGGUGAUUAAAGGGCUAGCUCUCACUAAAAAUGGUGAUGGGGCAGUGAGUUGGUUUUAUAAAAUGCAACGAGAAGGGGUUAAGGUGGACGAAGAAACUUUGGUUGCAGUGCUUUCUGCUUGUAGUCAAUCAGGAUUGAUAGAGAAGGGUAGAGAAAUUUUCAGUGCGCUGCUUAAUGGAGAGUUUGGAAUUUCUGCGGGCAUCAAGCAUUAUGAAUGUGUGAUUGACCUCCUAGUGCGUGGAGGGUGUCAAGAUGAUGCUUUGGAGUUGAUCAGGCAAAUGCCUCAUGAGCCAACCAAAACCAUGUGUAGAGCAAUUUUAGCAGGCUCUACAGCUCAUGGAAAGUUAAACUUGAGCGAACUUUCACCAAGGAAGCUCAUUGAGUUGGAGCCGGAAAAUGGCGCUCACUAUGUCUUGCUUUCUGAUUUGUACACUGAAAUGGGAAGAUGGAGUGACGUUGAGAAAGCGAGGGGUUUGAUGAAAGCGAGGGGUCUUCAAAAGGACUUGGAUCGAAGAUUUCUAGAACGUAGGCUUCAGGAUAGUUUCCCUGAAUCCCACAGUUCUUCUGACCGAGCUAGUGGAAGAGAGGAUGACAUGAUCUCUUCAUCAAUAGUCUCUGUUGGAUAACUGUGUGGGGGCACACCAGUCAAGAUCCCAUAGAGCUGGACUUCUUGAGGGAAGCGGCCAAAUAAAAGCUGCAUUCUAUAAUGCAGUGCUUAUGACAGUUCAUGAACUCAACUUAUUGCUUAGCCCUUCAUUAAACACCCACCGACAUCAGGACUACAAGAUGAACGCAAGCUCUGAUCCCGAUACUGAAACUGAUUUCUUCCCGAUGAUUCCUGAUUUUGGAAGAGCUUGAAGUUCAGAUAAGAAGAUGAUUGCCAGGGUUUGUCUUACUGUAAUUGUGACAUUGUACAUUCAUCUGUCCAGCAUUUUGUUUGGUUUGGGCUCGGCUUUUAUGGUGCUUGCUGGGUAUCACUUAUCCAAAUAUUUAUCUGAACAUCAGCUUGUAUUUA